This is a messenger RNA of Acanthaster planci (crown-of-thorns starfish), 5110 nucleotides long. RefSeq lists its product as uncharacterized. NCBI's taxonomy places the organism in Eukaryota, Metazoa, Echinodermata, Asteroidea, Valvatida, Acanthasteridae. The record is from RefSeq and is a predicted model, not a curated record.
CUGUGUCGUAAAAAAAAUAGUAUAAAAAACAACGCGUCACGGGUUAAAAUUUAGUCAUAACCAUGGAUAUCUACCAAGAAAUACACAAUUGUCAAACUUACAAAGAACUGGGUCUCAUUCUCGAGACGUUUCAACUGAUCAACACGGGUGCGGUAACAACGACGACCACCCGGACGAUGGCGUUGACCCGUGGGCGGAAUUUGAGAGGAUGUUUGAGAGGACGAGGGGGCGGAAGAGCUACCGGAGGAGGAAGACGAAGAUAACCAGCCGCCUAGGAACAGGAUUCGCGUGGAGAGACUGCAAGAUUAUUACGAUAUUGUAGACGUUAAUGAGAAGUUUGUAAAAAAGUAUCAAGCCUCCACGUAUGAUUACAAAGUUCAGUUCAGGAACAUGGACCAUUUAUCAUUACGAGAGUUUUUACCACGCCUGGGUUCCAUUUUCGAGAUCAUUUUGGAGAGGUUAACGGACGGUCUCCCCGCCGAAGACAGAGUAAGGUUGGUGUUUCAAUCGGCUCACUUGAAUUUUCCCAUUGCUCUGCCAUUUCUACGCGUCGACGAAUUAACGGUCGAGAGAUUUCUGGCUCGUAUCGAGCAAGUGUUGCAGUCCUACCAAUUUAUUCGAUUGGACGAUAGGGUUGAUAUUCAUUUCGUGCACAUACGGAUGCAAAAAGGGGGCAGGACCCAAACUCACGGUGUGGUGAAAAUUCGAGAUGUGUUACGCAAUAAGAAGUCGAUCAUUCAGAUUAAAGAUGAUGUGACGGAACUGUGUUGCGCCAGGGCGAUCGUGACGGGGAUAGCUACUAUAGAAAACCAUCCCAAAGUAAAACAGAUCAAAAUUUGCAAAUUUCAGGACGUCUUACCCAAAUACCGCCUUGUGGUGUUAUCGUUCGAUCAUUGUAACGCCGCCAUUUUCAAAGGGCCUGUCCGCCGACAUACCAUCUACCUGUUCUUUCACGACAAUCAUUACAAUCUGAUCACGUCCAUGAAGGCAUUUUUAAACAGGGGUUAUUAUUGCGACAAGUGUCAAGUGGGGUAUAAUGCCAAAGAAAAACACACGAGAUGCGCAGAUGACUGCAAAGUGUGUAUGUCUGUCGGCUGCCCUUAGGGUGAUAGACACUCGGGUGCACUGUUUGGAAUGCAACCGCAAUUUCAAAGACCAAAGGUUUUUCGAUAAUCACAAGAGUAAAAUGAUCCAGGACAAAACAGUCUGUCAAACGUAUUAUCGGUGCAAGCGCUGCAAUGUGUUCGUGAAUAUCAAUAUGAACGGCAAGCGCGGAGAACACGACUGUACCCAAAGGUAUUGUUCCAUUUGCAAAGAAAUGGGAUCGAUCGAUCAUCAGUGUUUUAUCAAACCCGUGGAAAAUAGUGACAACGACGAUUCUCCCCCACACGCAAACGAGGGUAGCGCGGAUAGGAGUACGGACCGUGACUGUAGGGCGGGUGGAAACAAAAAGGCCAAAUGUAAGAAAGAAGUGGCCAAAUACGUGUUCUUUGAUUUUGAAUGUACUCAAGAUGACAGCGUUCACGAACCCAACUUGUGUGUUGCUUGCGUGGUUUGUGAGUUUUGUGCCGAAAGGUUGGAGAACGACCCGAUGUAUAAAUCGUGUCAGCACUGUUCGCAUUUGCGCGAGAAGAUUUUCAGGAGUGAUAAAUGUAAGGAAGAGUUCUGCGAUUGGCUGUUCAGUUCCAAAGAUACGCUAAAUUCAAUCGCCUUGGCGCACAAUCUGAAGGCGUACGACGGGUAUUUUUUGCUCAGUUACUUGUACGAUAAUACUAUCUUACCCGAGAUCAUAUACACGGGGUAUAAAAUACAAGCCAUCAUGUUACCACAGUUUAAACGUAAAGUGAUCGAUUCCAUGAAUUUUCUGCCCAUGGCGUUGGCCGAGUUGCCCCAAGCCUUCGGUCAGAAGGAAUUGCACAAAGGAUUUUUCCCUCACUUCUGGAAUACGAAACAAAACCAAGAUUACGCGGGCCCCUACCCCGAUGCUAAAUACUACGACCCGGAAGGUAUGAGCUCGGAUAAGAGACAGGAAUUCUAUAGUUGGUACGAGAAACAAAAGGGGAAACAGUUCGUACUGCAAGACAAAUUAUUGAAGUAUUGUAUCAGCGACGUCGAUAUGUUGAGUCGUUGUUGUCUACAGUUUCGCGCGUUGUUCAAGAGGGUCACUUCCACGGGGGAGGGCGUCCCGGUGUGGAUCCCUUCAAGAGUUGCAUCACCAUCGCUUCCGCCUGUAAUUUAGUGUACAGGAGGAAUUUUCUACGCGCAGAUACCACAGCCAUCAUCCCCCCUCAUGGUUACGACAAUGAAGAAAAUCAAUCCAAAGUCGCGCUGCAGUGGUUACACUACGUGCACUUCACCUCGGUUACUUAUAUUCAGCACGCGAGAAACAAAGGUUAAAACAGAUUCGAAAAUACAAGGUGGACGGAUAUGACACCAAAAAUCAGAUUAUCUAUUCCUUCAACGGCUGUUACUUUCACAGGUGCGUCAAGUGUUAUCCCAAUAGAAAGACGGUCAACAACACGCUCAUGACCCUCAUGGCCGAAUUGUACACGCGCACUCAGGAGAGGAAAUCAUUUCUCCGAACCACCUGUAAACAGUUUGUCGAAAUGUGGGAAUGCGAAUGGAAGGCCAUGUUCAACACCUUACCCAAAGACAUGAAACGCGCGCUGCAAGACGAAGCCAUCACCGGACCCCGCGCCACGCUGAAUCCUAGGGACGCGUUCUACGGGGGAGCGAACCAACGCCACCCGGUUAUUUUAUCAAACCUCUGGGGACGAAAAGAUUCACUACGUGGACUUUUGUUCCCUGUACCUCUACACGAACAAGUACUGCUCCUACCCGCUCUAUCACCCCGAGAUUAUAACGGAUAACUUUAAAGACGUGUCCGACUAUUACGGUCUCAUCAAAUGUAGCGUCCUACCUCCACCGACCCUGUAUCAUCCCCUACUGCCUUAUCGAUUGGGUGGGAAGUUGACAUUUCCGCUCUGCCGCACAUGCGUAGACACUCAACAACAGACCCCUUGCCAACACACAGACGAUGAAAGAGCGCUGCACGGUACGUGGGUUUUCGUUGAACUGGAAAAGGCCAUCAAAUUGGGUUACAAGGUGGUAAAGAUGGAGGUAGUGUGGCAUUUCUCACACAGUGAACAAUAUAAUACGGACACCAAGACCGGCGGAUUAUUUACCGAGUACAUCAAUAUAUUCUUGAAACUAAAAGUCGAAGCGUCGGGAAGGCCGGGUUGGGUCAAAACCGAAAGAGAUAAGGCGGAAUACAUCGAUCUGUAUUUCCAACGGGAAGGGAUUCGGUUAGAUGCUUCCAAAAUAGACCCAGGGCUUAGGGCACUGGCUAAGCUCAUGUUCAAUUCGUUCUGGGGAAAGUUCGGUCAGAGACUAAACAUGCCUCAAGUCACGAUCGUGAGCGAUCCCUGUAAGUUGUACGAGAUUCUGCUGGCCGAUGAUAAAGUGGUCCACGAUAUUAGUUUUAUCAAGCAUGUUCGGGGAAGCCUUUCAUCAGGGACUUUGAAAUGCCAAUGUGCAGACAGGCGUUAUACCGGCCUGGAGUAGGCUGAAGACUUCGUCUUCCUCCUCCGGUAGCUCUUCCGCCCCCUCGUCCUCUCAAACAUCCUUCUCAAAUUCCGCCCACGGGUCAACGCCAUCGUCCGGGUGAUCGUCGUUGUUACCGCACCCGUGUUGAUCAGUUGAAACGUCUCGAGAAUGAGACCCAGUUCUUUGUAAGUCUGACAAUUGUGUAUUUCUUGGUAGAUAUCCAUGGUUAUGACUAAAUUUUAACCCGUGACGCGUUGUUUUUUAUACUAUUUUUUUUACAACACAGAGUUACUACGUCAGCACUCCCUGUUAUACUGCAAGGUCUAUUGGUCUCGGGAUUAAUGCCGGAGCCACCGCUUGGUACCUUUGUCACGAUCGUGAGCGAUCCCUGUGUCCUUUGUACUACUGCUGGAGUGAAAGCUGUUCUCCAUGUUAGUUUCGAGUAUUGGAAUUCAACGUAACUACAGUUACAUGUAGAUGUCAGAGGCACGGGUACCAAUGAUAAAGGAAGCUGCUGUAGAACAAAGCAAGGAAAUUAACAGGUGAUGGUGAAAAGGCCUACUGUUGCAUUGACAUACAGACACAUUGCCAGUUCUGAUUUAUGCAGUCAUGAAUUAAAGUUUGUAUUUACAAUGUAUACAUGGUCCACCACUUUAACAUUCAGGUCCCCACGAACCCCCCAUUUAGUGAGAACGCAAGGUUGCUACGCCAAUGAAUACAUGCGCACAUGUACGCUGUAUUUGUGUUCAAGUUCUAACAAGUUUUCCAUGAACUGCUGCACUUGUGAUAAAUGUUUCCUUUUGCGAUGAUACAAAUGUUCAUCAGCACAGACAUGAGGGCGGUCUUCACACAUUUUGGAUGCCUGCGGUAUGAUUGAGUGUAGUUGAAGCAGGACUGAUCCUGAGGAUAAGAACAGCUUCAUCAAUCUAUUCAUCGCAAGACUGCAACCUACAGGAAGUGAGAUGUACUUGAAGGUGUACAUGUAACCACCACUUAUUAAUUGAAAGACAACUGCAAAAAUUGUUCGAACUGGUUUCCCAAGAAUACUGAAAAGUUUCCAGCAUUCUUAAAGAUCCCGAUAUUUUCAGUUGGUCCCCAUGUCAUUAGAAAUGUAUGGAAAUCUUCUGAACAGAAUAAAAGUUGGCAGUUAUUGCAUGAUACACUUAAAAAAAUGCCCAAAAUAACAUACAGGCAGUUUUUCCUUCAUUUUUUUCACAACACUUAAUGUGCAUAUUUCAUUGUUCCCUCAAAAGACAAACCCAUAUUAUAACAGGUUCACGAUGUUUGAUUAUUCACGUGUUGAUAUCAGCUGAAUUUUUCAAUUUCUUUAUUUGUUUCUUGUGUGUAGGCACCCAUGAUGCUGCUGCUGAAAUGAAGGCCACAUGUUUGCAAUUCAACGUCACUGCAGUUACAUGUAAAUCAGAUGCAAGGCUAUCCACGCUAAAGGGAGCUGCAGUACAACCAAGCAAGGAGAUUGACAGAUGUUUAUUAGCACAUGAGGGCAGUCUUCACACAGUGGCCUUGGUAUCAUUGAUGGAUAAGAGCAGUCGAAGCAGGACUGGUC